AUGACGGUCAAGGUAGUGUGUUGCAUAGCCAUACUUUUAUCGAUUUGCGGCGACAUUUGUUGCGAGGAUCCGCCAGAGCCAUUUGAAGAACCCCCAGUUCGUUGGCCGGAAGAUUUUUCUGAAGAAAAGAAAUGGGUGGAAGAUUUUCCUAAUGUCGAAGGGGCAUCUGAUGAGGCACAUAGACACAGACGAAACAAUAUUCCGCACGAUUACGCCCUCCUUAUAGAAAACAGUCUAAGGUUUUAUGAAGCCCAGCGUUCUGGAAAACUGUCCGACGAUAACCGGAUUAAAUGGCGCGGCGAUUCUGCUUUGGGUGACGUAGGUGACAAUGGAGAAGAUUUGACGGGUGGCUAUUAUGACGCUGGGGACAACCUGAAAUUCAAUUUACCCAUGGCAUACAGUACUUCUGUUAUUGGUUAUUCAUUAAUGAUAUGGAAAGAUGGUUAUAAAGCAGCUGCUCAAUAUUGGAAAGCAAUGGACAUGAUCAAGUGGGCAUGCGACUAUUUUAUUAAGUGCUAUGACAAAACGACCAAUGUAUAUUACUAUCAGGUUGGAAAUGAUCAUUCUGAGUGGCAACGUCCAGAAGAUAUGCAAGCACCAAGACCUGCAUAUAAAUGUGAUACUGAUCACCCAGGAUCAGAUGUGGCAGGUGCUACUGCUGCUGCCUUGGCAACAUGUGCUGCAGUGUGGAAAACAAGAGAUCCCGAUUAUUCCACGGAGUGUAGAUCAUAUGCCGAAAGUCUGUAUGAAUUUGCCAUGACAUAUCGAGGGACAUACCCUUCUAUGUUAUACUAUAUGUCUACAAGGUUUGGUGAUGAGUUAGCAUGGGCAGCAGGGCUACUCUACCUUGAAACUGAGAACACAACUUACCUCGAUGAUGCAGAAGAACUUUAUGUGAAUUAUACACUGUAUACACGUUCUUAUGCAUUUGGUUGGGGAGAUGUUCGUGAAGCAGUGAAGGUGCUUUUAUGGCGAGCUACAAAUGAUGAGAAAUAUAGCAGUAAAGUAGGGAAGUACUUAGAUCCGUGGAUGCCUGGAGUGAGGAUGCGAUAUACAGCUGGGGGAAUGGCAUAUCGUCAUAAAUGGGGAUCAUUAAGAUAUUCUU
Saccoglossus kowalevskii is the source of this 1105-nucleotide messenger RNA. RefSeq lists its product as uncharacterized. Gene Ontology annotation, molecular function: hydrolase activity, hydrolyzing O-glycosyl compounds. NCBI's taxonomy places the organism in Eukaryota, Metazoa, Hemichordata, Enteropneusta, Harrimaniidae. The record is from RefSeq and is a predicted model, not a curated record. Gene Ontology annotation, biological process: carbohydrate metabolic process.